AUGGAAGGAGAAUACAUUCGUGCACUAACUGAACUAACUCAAAAGCUCCUAAAUAAAGACGUAAACAUAAACAAAUUCCAUGGAUAUGAAAAUGAGGACAUAAAUCGAUGGUUUGAGAAAUUGGAACUAAUUCUGGACUCUAAAGGAAUCAGGAUGGAUGUCCCUGCUGCAAUAACACAGCUUAUUAACAAUCUUGCUGGACCAGUGGAAACGUUUAUGUUUGAAUUGCCACCAGACGAGCGUGGAGACUAUGACACUUUAAAACAAGCCCUGGUGAAACGUUACUCUACCAAAGACCGCGCAUGGGUUAAACGACGUCGUUUAGUUGCUCGCCGUCAAGGCCCAAAUGAAUUACUAUCAGAUUAUAUCAAUGAUAUGCAUGAACUUUUUAGCGGACUUAAUAUGGCCGAAGUGGACAAAGUGACAUAUUUCACAUAA
Molecule: messenger RNA, 438 nt
Organism: Porites evermanni
Lineage: Eukaryota; Metazoa; Cnidaria; Anthozoa; Scleractinia; Poritidae
Source: the annotation of a GenBank genome assembly